This is a messenger RNA of Cyclocybe aegerita, 2655 nucleotides long. NCBI's taxonomy places the organism in Eukaryota, Fungi, Basidiomycota, Agaricomycetes, Agaricales, Hemipholiotaceae. The record is from the annotation of a GenBank genome assembly.
AUGCUCCUUCCCUGGGCCUUCUUAUCCUCCCUCUUCGUCCUGGGCCUCGCGGAACCCGCCCGACGCACAUACGACACCCACGAUUACUAUGUCUUGCGACACGACCCACUUUCGACAACCGGGGCGCCGCUAGUAGAAGCUCUGCAAACGCUCGGCGUUGAAUUGGUAGAACAAGCCGGCGAGUUGAAGGACCAUUGGCUCGUUAGAAGACUCAAACCUCCAGGACUCGUUACAAGAGACCAUUUCGAUCCUGUUCUGUCGACAUUCAAGAUGUUCCAAGCCCAGGCGAAUGCGCCGUUAGCCGUCCGUUCUCCGCAGAAUCAACUUGCUCGCCGAAUAACCGCGUCGGUCGAUUAUCUUUCUCUACAAACCCUUCGAAGACGCGCGAAACGUGCGCCACCUCCAAUACCCCCCCCUCCGCAACCGUCUUCACAAGAUGUCGCUGCCCGCUUCGGCAUUCAAGAUCCCUUGUUUCCCAAGCAAUGGCACCUCGUAAAUAAUGACUUUCCCGAACAUAUGAUGAAUGUGACAGGUGUUUGGGACAUGGGGUUCAAGGGGAAGGGAGUCAUAUCUUCACUUGUUGACGACGGGCUGGAGUAUGAAAGUGAAGAUUUGUCCCAAAAUUUCGACGCGGAGAAUUCUUUCGACUUCAACGACCACCAGAAGCUGCCAACACCGAAAAACUACGACGAUCAUCAUGGAACUCGGUGCGCUGGACAGGUCGCAGCUCAGAAGAACAAUGUAUGCGGUGUAGGAAUUGCAUAUGAAUCCAAAGUCGCUGGUGUUCGUAUUUUGUCUGGGCCCAUUUCCGAUGUCGACGAAGCUGCAGCGCUCAACUAUGGCUUCCAAAACGUCUCCAUAUACAGUUGCAGUUGGGGACCUCCAGACAACGGUCAGUCCAUGGAGGGUCCAAAUUACUUGAUCAAGAAAGCAGUUGUGAAUGGAAUCAACAAUGGCCGCGGCGGGAAAGGCUCCAUCUUUGUGUUCGCCAGUGGCAAUGGUGCUGGUCAUGGAGAUCAAUGCAAUUUCGACGGCUACACCAACAGUAUCUAUUCUAUCACCGUUUCUGCGGUCGACUACAAGGGUUUGCAUCCUUACUACUCCGAAACUUGUGCGGCAAAUAUGAUUGUCGCAUAUAGCUCAGGAAGCGGUCGGCACAUCGUCACCACGGAUAAGGGCAAAAAUGCGUGCGCGACCACGCACGGUGGGACUUCUGCUGCUGCACCGAAUGCUGUGGGAGUUUUCGCAUUGGCGCUACAAGUGAGACCGGACCUGACGUGGCGCGAUAUCCAGCAUCUAUGCGUUGAGACAGCGAGGAGGAUUAACCCUGAGGACCCAGACUGGGAAGACGCACCAAAUGACAAGAGAUACAGCUACAAGUACGGCUUUGGCGUGCUCGAUGCGUACCAUUAUGUGAAGGCUGCACAGACAUGGAAGCUCGUCAAGCCGCAGGCUUGGUAUCAAACGAAGGCGAUCCAGUUGAACAACGGCACUUAUCAUGGCAAUACCUACGAAGGAGGCGAGUUUAUUGUCCCUGGUGGUGUAGAGAGCAAGACGUUGAUCACGAAGGAAAUGUUGGAGGAGAACAACCUGGAAACUCUAGAGCACAUCAAUGUGAAAGUCUGGAUAAGUCACACGACUCGAGGAGAAGUCGAAGUCGAGCUUGUUAGUCCAAACGGUAUCAGGAGUAUUCUUGGUGGGGCGCGUGCAGGAGACCGGGAUUCUACUGGAUAUCCUGGAUGGACUUUUAUGACAGUGAAACAUUGGGGCGAAAAUCCUAUCGGACACUGGACACUCAAAGUCAAGGAUCAGAACAAACCGAACAGCAACGGCACCUUCAUCGGAUGGAACAUGAUUUUUUGGGGUUCUAGUAUUGAUCCUUCGAAAGCGUACAAGUUUGAAGUUCCUCUCGGCAAUGACGACUUCCCUCCAACUGAAAUUCCCGCCCGGCCUAUCAUUGUGGAACCAACCAGCACCACGAGUAAGCAACACGCCAAGCCCACAAAUCAUCUGCCAGGUGAUCAUGGCGUUGCGGCUGGCGAAAAGACGAAACCUGCUUUUCCGUCUUCAACGGUCGGUUCAACAUCGACGACCACAACCUUAGCCGAAACUUCAAGCCCAGCGACAAUCUCGGGCACACCAGAUAUUGGCUGGUUCUCUGAUAUGUCGAAGCUGGUCACAAGCCAGAAGUGGUUCUUCGUCGCGUUGGGCGCUGUAUCGUUGUUUGGUAUCGGGGUAGGGAUGUUCUUCCUCUGGAGACGUCGUAUGGCCCAAACCAGAGCAACGGACUAUGCACCACUGGAUGAUGAGAAUGGCCAUUCAAUGACGGCGCUGGGCACCUCAGUGUCUGGUCCUCGAACGACAAGGGAGUUGUACGAUGCGUUUGGGGAGGUGUCGGACGAUGAUGACGACGAGACGACAGCCCUUCGACAGCCGUUGGCGCGUUCUGGAGGGCUUGGUUUCCACUCUGGCUUCCUGGACGAUGAUGACCCGUCCACAACUACCGCGGGCAUGCCGUCUACAUAUCGUGACGAGCCAGACCACCAGGAAGAGCCGUCGCAUUCGCGUCUCAGAGAGACGCCGCGCGAUGACGAGAGUUCUUCCAGCCCACCUGGGAGUGUGGAUGGGAGCUGGGAACAUGCUUCACGAGAAUAA